This is a messenger RNA of Condylostylus longicornis, 465 nucleotides long. RefSeq lists its product as uncharacterized. The transcript is spliced from 2 exons. The record is from RefSeq and is a predicted model, not a curated record. Lineage: Eukaryota; Metazoa; Arthropoda; Insecta; Diptera; Dolichopodidae. The coding region runs from base 1 to 465 and encodes 154 amino acids.
AUGUUUAAAAUUUUAAUUACUUUAUGUUUAAUUGCUGCUGCCGUAUCAUCACCAGCCAAAAAUGCUAAAGAUGAUAUUAAAGUAAAUUUGUUAGUUGUAGAAAAUAUUGAGGAAUUCAAAAAAGCUUAUGCCGAACUUGAAUUGAUUCCAUUGAAAGCAGAAGUAACUCCGUUAGGUAUUCUUCGUCAUUCAGCUGGCAGAAGAGUCGCAGGUGAUAGAUUAGUUGCAAGAGGUCAAGAUGGUCAAAAUUGGCCGACUCCACGAGAUGUUCAACUUACACUCCGAUACCCAACAAGUGGAGUUGGUGCAAUAGUCUCUUACAUUCAAGUAACUGUUGAUCAAAGCUCUAAUAUUGGAGAAGGUUAUAUUAUUGCAGGAGGAAUUGGCCAAAGAUUUGUUACAUUUGUAAUUCAAGCACGUUCUACCUCACAUUUCCAUUAUACAGCUGAAAUUUAUGGUUAUUAG